ACUAAUAAGAUAAUAAAAUUUAGAUCAGUAAAAUAAUCAGAAAAAGAAGAUUAAGAAAAAAAAGGAAGAGAUCUAAAGCACGAGAUUUGAGGCGAGCUGUUAAGCACCGGACACCGGAAGCGGCACCGAUAUCGUCGCGGAAUUAGUUACCGGAAUCCUCAGGCUGGUUGGCGUCGGGGUCUUAUUCUCCUCUCUCCCGCCAAUCCAUGCCGCUCCUCUCUUCAUCUAUUUUACUCAUCUCAAACGCCAAUCCCACCGACUCAUCCCUUCUCUCGUCUUAUUCCCACGCACGUCUUCCCCACAUGAAAGGAGACGGAGAUCACAAGCGUAGGAGGAACGGAGAAGGCGAGGACAUGCCUCCCUCCCACCCCAGCGUCGAACUCACCCUCGGCUUGUCUUGCUCUCGUUCCCCGCCGAGUCCUCCCCCAUCCUCCCAGACUCCUGCGGCCGCGCAGCCCCCUCCACGCCCAGGUUUUUCCGUCUUCCACGGUGCUUCCUUCUCCAACGGCGUCGCUCCAUCGCCUCGGUUUGGUGGAACCCGCACCCGGCGCAACCCCACGCAGGGCCCCAAGGACGGCAGCAAGGGCGAGCUCGUCCAGCCCGCCUUUGCUUGGUCCACCGACCGCCGCGCCACCGUGCACUCCCUCGCCCACCUGCGCUCCCAUGGCAUCCGGGAGAUCCGCGGCGUGGUGCAGUGCAAGCGGUGCGAGGCCAGCAGGGAGAUCAAGUACGACCUGCUCGCCAAGUUCGACGAGGUGGGGGGCUUCAUCCGCGCGAAGAAGCACCUCAUGCACGACCGAGCGCCGCCGGAGUGGACGUGCCCUGUCUUACCGGGCUGCGACGCCUGCGGGCAGCCCAACUGCAUGCGGCCAGUGAUGGCCCAGAAGAAGCGCGACAUCAACUGGCUGUUCCUGUUGCUGGGCCAGACGCUGGGUAUCUGCAACCUCGACCAACUUAAAUACUUCUGCAAGCACACCAAGAACCACCGCACCGGCGCCAAGGACCGCCUGCUCUACCUCACUUAUCUCGGCCUCUGCAAGCAGCUCGACCCAGCCGGUCCAUUCGAUCCCUUAUGUCACUGAUCUAGCAAAUCAUGGUAGUUGUAGUCCGGUGCAGGUUAGAUCAGAUUGCCGCUCCUAAUUCUGUUCCUCUUCAUAGCA
This is a messenger RNA of Musa acuminata AAA Group (dessert banana), 1160 nucleotides long. RefSeq lists its product as uncharacterized. Lineage: Eukaryota; Viridiplantae; Streptophyta; Magnoliopsida; Zingiberales; Musaceae. The transcript has a single exon. Bases 207 to 1082 code for a protein of 291 amino acids. The record is from RefSeq and is a predicted model, not a curated record.